Candida albicans SC5314 is the source of this 747-nucleotide messenger RNA. RefSeq lists its product as uncharacterized. The record is from RefSeq and is a predicted model, not a curated record. The coding region runs from base 1 to 747 and encodes 248 amino acids. Gene Ontology annotation, cellular component: MICOS complex; mitochondrial crista junction. The transcript has a single exon. Lineage: Eukaryota; Fungi; Ascomycota; Pichiomycetes; Serinales; Debaryomycetaceae. Gene Ontology annotation, biological process: cristae formation.
AUGUUUAAAGGACUUCAUUUACUUACUCCAAUUGUCACAACUGGUGCGAUCAUAGCCAUACCCACAUCCAAUCAAAUGAUAUUCAAUGAAUCUACCAGAAAACGUAGUUUCUACGAGGACGAUGAAAAUGUUGUUCCAAUUCCAGGAACAGUUACUCCAGCACCUGCUACUGAAUUAGAAACUUUGGGAUCUAAUAGAAUCAUAGAUGGCAUUUCCGUGCGUUCUACACAAAGCACAGAAAACUUGUUCAAAUCAGUUAGAAAAUUCACUGAAUCAACCGUCGAUAGUUUAAAUUCUUGGGCUGAUCAAAAAUAUCAUCAGUAUAAUAAAACCGAAAGAUCGGUAACAGAUACCGUGAGCUCAUUACAUAGCAAAUCAGAAGAUCUUUUACCAAAUUCAUUAUAUAUUCUUGUUGCUGUUUUAUCUGGUACGAUAGCUGGAAGAACUCGUGGGGUUGUAGCAAAAAUUACCUUGCCAACUGUUUUUGGAUUGACUGCUUUCAAAUAUUUUUUGCCUCAAACAUUUAAUAACACUGCUGGAUUCUUUUGGAAAUUAGAAAAAGAAAAUGCCCCUCAAAUAGCCGCUCAACAAGAAUCUGCUUACAAUAGUGCUGUGGGUUUGGUUCAUUCAAUCGAGGAGACUACUGAAAGUGGGAAAAAGAGUAUCGAAAAUGGUACUAAAUCAUUGAAAAAAUCAAUUGCCAAUAUUACUGGUUUGAAUCUUGAUGAGGAAGUGUCCAAGAAAUAA